This is a messenger RNA of Oncorhynchus nerka (sockeye salmon), 1881 nucleotides long. Its product is annotated as UBA-like domain-containing protein 1. The transcript has 3 exons. The coding region runs from base 165 to 629 and encodes 154 amino acids. Gene Ontology annotation, molecular function: protein binding. The record is from RefSeq and is a predicted model, not a curated record. Lineage: Eukaryota; Metazoa; Chordata; Actinopteri; Salmoniformes; Salmonidae.
CUCAGGACACUGAACAUAGUUCAUACAGUAAAUAUUUGGGUUUUUACUGCGGACUGUGCUGUCUUCGUGGUCGAUGAGAGGAAAGGCUAAUGCAAGGGAGAAUAACCUCAAGGACUGAGCACCAACCCAAGGAGAAAGGUUUAGAAUAGAACGCUUAUGCAAAUAUGGAUGAUCUAAAGCACCAAGUUAUGAUAAAUCAGUUCGUCCUGACUGCUGGAUGCGCGGCAGACCAAGCGAAACAGCUUCUACAAGCGGCACAUUGGCAGUUCGAGACUGCAUUAAGUGUCUUUUUUCAAGAAACCAAUAUUCCAUACAGUCACCAUCAUCAAAUGAUGCACACUCCAGCCAACACACCAGCAACACCUCCCAACUUCCCAGACGCCCUGGCCAUGUUCUCCCGCCUCAAGGCCUCAGAGAGCUUCAACGCCAGCAGUCCCAUAGCCUCCAUGGCGACCUCUCCUCCUCAGGUCAACUGGGCCAUGGGCCCUUCUGCCCCAGGUCAGACCCAGCAGGGCCUGUGGACUUCUGGGCAGAUGCCCUCUCAGGUGCCUCCCCCUGGGUGGCCCCAAGCCGUCACACAGCAGGCCUCCAGUGAACAGGCCAGCGUCACCAUGGAGGCAGAGAGAUGAGAGCACUGCAGGGGCCUCGCGUUAACAAGAGGAACCAAUAUCGGGCAGUCCUCUUUGACAAAAUGAGAAAUGAAUUGUCUGCAAGGGAGAACAGAAAACCAAGCGAUGUUGUGGACAUGCACUGAGGACAGGAAGGAGGAAUUAUGAGCAUACAGCUGAUGAACAUUCACAUGACGCCACAUUGUACAAAUUUGCAGACAAUUUUAGUUAGGCAUAUGUUUCAUUUUUUUCCAUUGAUCUGAAACCAGAGACUAAGGUGGACUUGUAUAACUAGUGCCGAAGAAGGAUCUUAUUGUUGUACACACCGAUGUGUAUGACAGUGUCAUCAUCUUUCCUUUGUCUUUCUGGAGUGGUGUCAAUGGACUGGAUGCCUUUGAUACUGGGGGUGCACUGCAUAAAUAACAUCAUUCUUCUUGAUUUUUUUUAACCAGUGUAAGUGUGUGAAUAUCAUGUGUUCUAGUAUUCUAAUGUGCUUAGAAACCAACUUGGAUCUGCUUUUUCAAACAUUGGGCAAUGACUUUGACUGUCUCACUCACACAAUCAAGGAACACCAGCUAGCCAAUCCAACUUAUGUUUAAUAAGCAACUUUACAAACUGCUCCUCUUUGUAUACAGUGUUUCUGUCUGCAUUGAAUGCUAAAGGAUGUUUUACUGCAAUCAUGGUUCAGUGUUUUUGUAUCAUUUUGUUUUCAGCCACUAGUGUUCAGAGGAUAAGUGAGAUAAAGGUUUCUGUCAGAGCGAGACUUCUUGCUUGAUAUUCCAGCUGUGCACCAUCUCGAAGUAGCAGACAGAUAGUUUUUGAUACAGUGUUGUUGUUGCUUAAGAUGGAAAUCAACAUAUUAGGGGAAAAUAAUAAAUAGGGAAAAUAUAUUUGAAAGAAUAUAGAUUUAAAAUAUAUAAAUAAAAAAUAAGAAGAAAAAAACUGCAUAUUUGGUGAUGCUGUCUCAGGAACUCUCGGCUCAAAAAUGUUUCGUCUAGGCACCUGAUCAUCUUUUUAUUUUGUAAAAUGGAAUGAAUAUUGCAAUUGAAAGGAACUGAUACAUUCAGGGAAGGACUCAUCCAAACGUUUUCUAUUCUACGAUCUGUUAAUCUGAUAAUCACACUAGUUUUGCUUUGCACAUCGGUUAAUCUGAACACACGCCUGUUCCGCAGUGUUUUCCAAGAGACAGCUACCACAACAAUUUUGUGAAUUACCAGACAAUUAAUUAUUUUGUGUUUCUGAAUAAAUAUUGUAUCUAUUACACUGCAUUAGA